AUGAGUAGCAGCAGCGGCAAUGCAUCUGGAAUCUCUGCAGUCAUCCAGAGCUGCUCAGAUUGCUCGACACGGCAGCUUCCCGCCCCGGCGGUCAACCAGAGUAUCUUCGAAGAGAGCCUUCACCAGCGCCUCUCCCUUCACAGGGCUUUCAAGUUCACUGCAGCGAUCGUCGAAGAUAUCCAGGCCGCCAAUGACUCUGGUAUCACCCCUAUCCUCAUCUCAGUGGGUCUCGACGGCUGGGCCUGUGACAUAAGGAUGAUUCACCCGUGGAUGCAAGCCUCAAACCUCCUGUUUGAAUUGGUCAUUCGAACCGCGAAGCCAGUGUAUGGCAUGACAGAUCGGUUUGCAGUGAGACACGGCAAUAUUUACUGGUGGACAUAUCAGUCCAAGGCGAUCUGGCAGGCGCUAGAACAAGGUGCUGGUCACGAUGAAAAGGCAGACGAGCUUAUUGCCGCCUGGAAGCUCCUCCAGUCCAGCAAAGACGUUGCCUUCGGCAUGUCAAGCGGCCGCAAUGUAGUGGACACAACCCCUCACUUUCCCGAGGUCGAAUAA
Alternaria burnsii is the source of this 552-nucleotide messenger RNA. RefSeq lists its product as uncharacterized. The record is from RefSeq and is a predicted model, not a curated record. Lineage: Eukaryota; Fungi; Ascomycota; Dothideomycetes; Pleosporales; Pleosporaceae. Bases 1 to 552 code for a protein of 183 amino acids. The transcript has a single exon.